AUGUCCGAGUUUAUAAGCGAUUCAAACUUCAAUGAAUUGGUAGUGGACACUACUCUCGACAACAGAAAUGAUGAAGGUCCGAUGACACUUGAAAACUUCACAAAAUUGAUGGUUCAAUUCUACGAACUCGGAUGGAUGCGUGGAAGCGGAGGUGCAAUGGGAUGUAUAUCCGGAAAAGAACUGAUGAUCUCGCCUUCGGCACUUCAAAAAGAGCGUAUCCGAGAGCAAGACGUGUUUGUUUACAAUAUCUCGGAAAAAACUGAGGUUCAACGACCGCCUAACAAACGGAUCACUGUUUCAUCGUGCUCGGUGCUCUUCUCGCUUAUCAUGAAGGAGACUGGAAGCGAAUGUGUAAUCCAUACCCAUUCAAAAUCAGCCAAUCUUAUUACCCAACUCAUCAAAACCGAUAGUUUCGAAAUCUCACAUCAAGAAUACAUUAAAGGAAUCUACGAUCCAUUUUCCGGAAAAGCUUUGAAAUACUCUGACACUUUAUCGAUUCCAAUCAUUGAUAACAUGCCCAGCGAGAGUCAACUUUUGGAGCCAAUAAGAGGAGUUCUCGACAAUCAUCCCCAAGCAAUCGCAGUUCUUGUCAGAAAUCACGGACUUUUUGUGUGGGGCCCGACUUGGGAGUCGACCAAGAUCAUGACAGAAUGCAUCGACUAUCUACUGGAAUUGAGUAUCGACAUGUUGAAGAAUAACAUCGCAUUGGUAAAUGAAGGAGCAUUCGAAAAGGAGGAUAACCUGUCCGAAAAAUUGAGAACUCUCAUGUUCAGCGACAUGGCACCAGUCUAG
Messenger RNA from Caenorhabditis remanei, 792 nucleotides. RefSeq lists its product as uncharacterized. The record is from RefSeq and is a predicted model, not a curated record. NCBI's taxonomy places the organism in Eukaryota, Metazoa, Nematoda, Chromadorea, Rhabditida, Rhabditidae. Gene Ontology annotation, molecular function: methylthioribulose 1-phosphate dehydratase activity; metal ion binding. The transcript is spliced from 6 exons. Gene Ontology annotation, cellular component: cytoplasm. The coding region runs from base 1 to 792 and encodes 263 amino acids.